Molecule: messenger RNA, 6135 nt
Organism: Parus major (Great Tit)
Lineage: Eukaryota; Metazoa; Chordata; Aves; Passeriformes; Paridae
Gene: GFOD2
Product: glucose-fructose oxidoreductase domain containing 2
Exons: 3
Coding region: 3597-4754 (385 amino acids)
Biological process (GO): extracellular matrix organization
Cellular component (GO): extracellular matrix
Molecular function (GO): nucleotide binding
Source: RefSeq, a predicted model, not a curated record
GUUGCAGUCUGGUUUCAGUUGCCCAUAAAAGUUAGUUUUGGGUUUUCCAGGGGUGGGUUCUCACUAAAGUGUUCAUUCCAGUGUUUGACUACUGGAGAGGCUGAUGCACUAGGAUUUUAAUUUUUGUAAAUAAUUUGCUGUGGCUUGUUUGAAGGUUUGAGGCUUGGUGAGUUCUAAAGUAAAUAUGUACAAAUUGUACCUGAUUCUAAGCUGUGCUAGUACCAUUUUCAGGCACUUCUUUCUCAGAGCUAUUCCCAUGAUCUGCCAAAAUAAUUUUUCUCUAGUUUUAGGUUCAGUGCUAGAUGUGACUUCUGUGCAUUCAGUGAGCCUCAGUGGAUAGACAAGAGUCUUUUCACUCCCUGUAAAUGACAAAUGUUUGCACUGUCUUGUGGCAAUGGCACUUCACAACUUAAAAAAGUUUGCUGCAAGGAACCAUCUCCUUCAGAUUCUUUUGAUCCUGCCUUCUCUGAGCUCCAUUUGAUGUGCUCUUACAUGGUGAAGGACAGAGAAAAUUUUGGUUUUCUCCAGCCUAAGUUCACUCUCAACUUUAUUACCUGUGAUGUCUCUUCCAAACUGAGGAAUCUUUCUUUGCUUAGGUCUUCCUUUUCAGAAGAUCUUGGUGCUUUUGAUCAUCUCUGCAGCACUUCCAGUUCUGCUCCCCCCCUGCUUAGAGGAAAAGCACCAGAUGUGCACAUAGAGCUCCAGACGAUGGUGCUCUGGGGACUUCUGUGACAGCACAGAAGCUGUGCUCUUCUUCUGAGAUCUCUGCUCCUUCUUCCUACACUGUUAAUUCCAGCUGCCUCUCCUCAGCAGUGGCCUUUUUCUGAGGGUUUGGGCUGUUUGCUCAGGGUGGCCUGGGCUGGAAUCCCUCUCCUGCCAGCAUUGGAGUGUCUGCAGUGUGUGUGUGAAGACAUGUAGCCCUUGUUAAAAGCUCCCAUUACAGGUCUUUCAGCAUCUGCUCGGUUCUGCUCAUGUUCCAUGUGCUCUGUGAUUUGCCCUGUGAUAGUCUUUUUGCUGUCCUUCAGCAGCCACAUCCAUCCUGCUGUGCCUGCCCUGCCAAACCAGGACUUUGCAGUUGGUAAAAGUUUGGUGGGGGAAGAGGAGGCUGCAGGUGGCUCUCAGGGGAGGGAAGAGGAGCUUGUCCUCUGUUCAGAGCCACUCUGCAGAGCCUGGUGGCUGCAGUGUUGGGGGUCUCCAGCCCUAUGGGGCCCUUUGACAGUGCAAGCUGUGUCUCCAUACCCAGAGAGCUGGGGCUACCCUGCUAGAAGUCAUUAGUGAGGCUGGGUUGGCUUCUUCUUGCUUUCUGGUGGUACUAGUUCUUCUUUCUGGUGACCCAAAGUUCUUGUAGCAUCAGGAGCUGGUGCAUGGUAGCUAAUCACUAGAUUUUGUAGGUUUGUGCCAAUAGCUCCUAGUGAUACCAAUGUAGAGGCAUACUGUGUUUUAGGAUAAAUGAAUUUAAGAUAAUUCCACCUUCCGAGGUGGAAGAUUAUUUUUAAGAGGCAAUUAGAUGGAAGACAGGAAAGAGUAACAAACUGAGCGAGUUUUACAGAAAUCAGCUUAUCAGAAAUGAGCUUAUCAGGAGUUUCCUGUUGCACAUACUGUGGUGUUCUAGAGCCUUUUCAGCUAAUUCAGCCUUUUCUAAACCGUUGUGGUUUUGUGUAAGUUGGACACCUCUGUGUGAUCUGGUGCAAGCAGGCACACACUCACCUGGUCUCUGUUCCACCUCACUUUGUGUUCCUUCAAAUGAAGAUUAUAUUCUUUCUGUUGUGAGAAUUUUUAAUUCUUCCAGACCAUAAACUGCUAAACAGAUUUGUGGAGUCUUCAAUAGUUAUACCUGCUGUCCAUCCAGUUGAAAAGAGUAUUUUUUUUGUUUUUCUGAUUUAUAUAAAGCAAGCCUGGGUAGAAGCCAUCCUCCUUGCCAGUAUCCCAGGAUCCCACCCUUUUAUGUAGACUAGUAAAUAUUUUCAAGAUCCUUUUGAUCUUUGUCACUGCCUUAUUUGAGUGUUCUGCUAAAUGUUGGAUAAAAAGGAAUUUAUGCCAAUGAACUUUGUUCAUCCUUACAAAGAAUGACAGUGACAGUAUCACUGGAAAUGCUACAUCAGAGAGAAUAAGGAAGAACAUACUGAAUUAAGUAAAUAUUUCAUUAGCGAUUUUAUAGCAUCUGUAAACAUUUGUGCAUUUUGCAAGAUAAAUACUCUCAAGCAUUUCUGUUUUCUAGUUUAAUGUCUGUACUAUAAAAGUACCUAAGAAUUCAGUCAGGGUUCAGUUUUAUAACACAUGCUGGGCAGUGUAGGCACCCCCUGACUAAUGAGAUGCUGAUUGCAAACAAAGCACUUGCACUGGGACUAGUUUCAUUCUGUGCUGGUACUGCCCACUGCUGUGUCAGGGUUUGCUUUCAUGUCUUGUAACUUAAUGUGAGUGUCUUGGGAUGGGGAGAUGAGUAACACUGUUGCUGAAAAAGGCCAAGAUUCUUGCUGCUUAUAGAUGUCUUUUCAAAGGUGUUGAUCUGGUGUUGGUAUCAGUUCUCUUUUUAGAUAUGGUCUUUGCUUUUUUAUUAUGAGCUUCUAACAAAAACUGAAUUAGUCAUGUUUUUCCCUCAAAAAAAUAUUCAAAAAAGGUCAAGUGGGUGUAGUAAAUGAGAAUUCAGAAAGGCACAGAACAAAAGCUGGAUUGUAGGUUUCUGUGGUGUCAGAGAUGGAGGACACUUCUGACAUCUCUCCUUGAAGCUGGUGCUAAAGGCAGUUUGGCCAGUUGUGGACAGCAGCUGUGCUAAGACAUACAGGCAGGUAGGGAUCAAAGGAAUUGAUAUACCUGGAAAUAUUUGGAAGAACAAAAGGAGUGUGUGACUUGACCAAAUGUUUGUGUGUAGGGAAUAUAAUAAUUCUGUGCAAACCCUGCAUCCCUGGAGAUUAAGUGGCAUUAGCAGAAGGAGAUAUUUUUAACUGUCCUAAGCUUUUAACUACCCACAGUGGACACAGAGGAAUUCCCUUUUCCUUUCAAAAAGCAGAUUUCUGUGUAUUUCAACACUGGCAUUCUCUCUCCUUGUAGGCUUCUCCUCCCCAGGCAAAACAAGCUCACUGAAUCCAGGCUUUCCCCACAGGACAUAUUUUCUGUAUCUUCUCUAGACUGACUUAUCUAUUUGCCAUAAAAUUGUUAAGGUCCAAGUAGUUGUUUUCAGUUCGUGUAUUUAAUUUGGAAGAAAGAUUUAUGUGUCCCAAAGCAUGUUUAUUAUUUCCAGCUAUUUCAAUUGGUCUAAUAAAAGAUAUUACCUCAUUGCAUAAACCUUUAUCUCAUUUAGGGACUUACAUCAUCACAAAUGGAGCAGCACUGCUUUUACUGUCAGUGUGACAGACUCUGUGUCCUGUCCUCUUGCUGCUUCCUGUCACUCCCAGUUUGUGCCUCUCUGUGUCUGGUUUAUCCUGCAUUCUUGUGUGUGUUUCUCUGCCCAUGUGCUGAGUUUUGAAGCUGAGGAGGUAACUCUGUCAAGCUGCUUUCUUACCAUUCUUCUGCAAUAGGAACUGUGGAUGGGACACCAAGCUGAGGAGCCAGACGUUUUAUUGAAGGCUUGUGUGUAGACCCUGAUGCUUGAAUGAAGAAUGAAAAUGCUCCCUGGAGUGGGUGUGUUUGGAACUGGUAGUGCUGCCCGGGUCCUGGUACCCUUGCUGAGGGCAGAAGGCUUCUCCAUUGAAGCUCUUUGGGGGAAAACUGAAGAGGAGGCCAAGCAGCUGGCAGAGGAAAUGAACAUCUCCUUCUACACGAGUCGGACUGACGAUGUCUUGCUGCAUCAGGACGUAGAUUUGGUUUGCAUCAACAUCCCUCCACCGCUAACUCGGCAAAUUGCUGUGAAGGCUCUAGGAAUAGGGAAGAACGUGCUGUGUGAGAAAGCUGCUACCUCUGUGGAUGCCUUCAGGAUGGUCACAGCUGCCAGGUAUUACCCCAAGCUGAUGAGCAUCGUUGGCAACGUUCUGCGUUUCCUGCCCGCCUUUGUGAAGAUGAAGCAGUUGAUAGAGGAGCACUACGUGGGCAACGUCAUCAUCUGCGACGUGCGAGUCUACGGGGGGAGCCUGCUCAGCCACAAGUACAACUGGAUCUGUGACGAGCUCAUGGGAGGGGGUGGGCUGCACACCAUGGGCACCUACAUCAUCGACCUCCUGACUCACCUCACCAGCAGGAGAGCAGAGAAGGUCCACGGUUUGCUCAAGACUUUUGUAAAGCAGAACACGGCCAUCAGCGGGAUCCGCCACGUCACCAGCGAUGACUUCUGCGUUUUCCAGAUGCUGAUGAGCGACGGCGUCUGUUGCACUGUGACUCUCAACUUCAACAUGCCCGGGUCCUUCAUCCAUGAGGUCAUGAUCGUGGGGUCUGCCGGGCGCCUCGUAGCUCGAGGGACAGACUUGUACGGGCAGAAGAACACUGCGCUCCAGGAAGAACUACUGUUUACAGACUCUCUGCCUGUCAACAAGGGCCUUUUGGAUAAGGGCUUUAAGGACAUCCCGCUGCUUUACCUGAAAGGAAUGGUGUACAUGGUGCAAGCCCUGCGGCAGUCUUUCCAAGACCAGGAAGACCGUCGGACGUGGGAUCAUAAACCUGUGUCUAUGGCAGCCUCUUUUGAAGAUGGUCUCUACAUGCAGAGUGUGGUAGAGGCCAUCAAGAAAUCGAGUAGGUCAGGUGAGUGGGAGACUGUGGAGGUGAUGACUGAGGAACCAGAUGCCAACCAAAACCUCUGUGAGGCACUUCAAAGAAAUAACUUAUGAACAUUCCUACCUUGGAAAAUAGGACAAUUAACACUUCUGGCUGUAAUGUAAAAAAAAACAACUGUUUUUAAGAUAUGUAGAUUCUUAUUUAAUAGCCUGAGUUUCUUGGUUUUUUUAAAUAUGUAAAAUAUGUUCUGAUAGGAACGGUUCUGGUUUAAAUUGUUUAAAGAGUUUUAAAUGUUUCUGUUUUUUGCAAACAUUUAAUUUUUUUCUUGGAGACUGGUAGGAAAACUUGAAUUGCCCUUUGCACUUGCAGUAGCUGAAGUGAAUUGUGGGAUCUCUGCCAUUGCAUGGCUUGGAAAUGGGACACAACCCCUGUUGCACAGGUUGCUGAUUUAACCAUGAGAGCACGUAGAGCAAGAUCAGGGAGUAUCUGUUGUUCAGAUGGCUUUUUCUUCUCUCUUGGAGACUGAUGUAUGUUUUAAUCCUCAGUUUGUAAAAUUUUAGAAAAGAGUUUAGUGAUGUAACCGGUCUCUAAACUCCUACGGGACAAAAAGUAGAAGGAACGGAUUGAAGUUACUAACAUAAGGAUCAGCCUUUUGGCUUCCUGUAUGUGGUAAAUGUCUUUCAAAUUCAUUCAAACUGAUGUUUUAUUUAAAUUAUACUAUAAUUCUCUGUUGAUGGUGUCUUGGCAGGAAAAUCUUCAGGAAGUCUGUGAUGCAUUGAGCUAUUCUUCCAUAUCUGUGGAUAUUAUUCCUUCUACUCAAGAGGCUGCCUGCAUCCAGCAGCUGUUUUUCCAUAAGCUCUGUGCUUAUGUCAGUUGUGUUUACUGCCUGGCAGCACCGGUGCUGUGCCUGUGGGGCCACGUUCUCAUUUCUGUGACUGUUAAUAAAUAAAUGCCUCCCGGGGUCACGGGAUUGCCACAGUGUUGUGGGUAACAAAGUUGUGCAGCAUGAACCUUUCAGGGACCUGAAAGUGGAAGGAAGGAGGUAUUUCCUACCUCUUGCAGCUCUCUUAAUGUGCUGGCUGGGUAACUGUCACACUACACACAUCCUGAUAGUUGAGAGAACAGGGACUGAACUGCCGUGGGUAAAUGUGUUCUUGAUCUCAGACACUGGCUGUUAAUCCUCUGUCCAGCCCAUCUUCACACUCCUGCAGCUGGUGUCCAGUGGAGAGAUUUGUUGGCAGAUGAUGGAGUGGGAGUUCAUUCCUUUUGAGAAAUGUUUCUCUCUGAGGCAGGUAUGUGGAAAGGAUAGUCUAAUUUUACUACAUUUGUUUUGUGUACUUGAAAGCUUUUUUUUUAAAUGUAUUUCCCACUAAAUUGUAACCCUGUGUAUUUAUGUAUAUUAACAUGCACGCUGCUGUUUCAUAAGCUGGACCUUCCUGAAAAGUAUCAUGUUUUCUACAGAAAUAAAAAAAAUGUGUUUGUUGAGGAAAUUCU